UAUUACCGCAUCCACGAGACGUCUUGAGAAAAUCCGGCUGCUGGAUCCUAUAAGAGUCCCCGUGAAUUCGUUGUUAGAGAGAUCCUUUUUCGCCGCAGUGGCCGUGAUCCGAUCUGGACGUGCGGGUGUGCAACGUGCUCGUCUCAUAGGGAUCCUGUUAAGGAUCGAUAAUUGACAAUUGAUAGCGCGACGAUGACAACGAUAACAGUGCAGGUGUUGGUGCUUCUCAUGGUGACUGUGGCCAGUUCCUUACCGCUCGCCAAUGUGCACGUGAAAUUCGUAUCGCCACCUAAUAUAUACGAGCAUAGCGUUACAACAGACGGAGAUCGAACGGUAGCCCAAAAGUCGUUUAUAUCAAUCGGCCGACGAAGCACAGCCAAGCAUUCUAAGAAUCUCGAUUAUAAUUAUAGGACGAGUUUCCAACAAAAUCAUUUACAGCAUGUGAUAUCGGGUUCGGAAAACGCUGAAUCUCUGUGGCCAAUUGGUGUUUUCCUGCCACCAACUGACAUCAAUGAUCUUGGAUAUAGCUGGCAAGAAGUGUCGCAACGAGUCCCCAAUUUCUACAAAUCACAGCAACGAGAUCCAUAUUUAUUGACCGACCGUGAAGCAAUGAUAGCAGUCAAAUAUCUCUAUGGAUUAGGUGAACUUUUCUUCGAUAAUUAUCCUCAUGUAAGAGCGAUACUACGAAAUCAGGAAGAAAGGAGACUGAACGGUUUGCAUGGACACGUUUUGGGCAGCCUAAAUCCUAGAUCUCCGUUUCACAGGAAAGAUAGAAAGGAUCAACUAAUCUAAGAAUGAUUUACGUUUAUAUUAUUGGGCACAAAAAUUCAAACAUGAGCUGAAUUUUGCAGUACGUAAUAUAUGUUUUUAUUACGAUUUCCAGAAUUUUGUGGAUAUACUGCCACAAGAUGUAACAAGUUAGAAACUAACGUGUAUUUUCGGAAGGAACAGGAAUAAUAUAUAUUCAAGAUUAUGUUUUAAACUAAUAAUUAAUAAUAACAUAUAAAAUGUCCCACCAGUGCUGUGUCAAUGCUUAAUGGCAAAUUUUUGUAUAAUAUAUUUUUCUCAAAUUAAUUCCAAAUUAACAAAAUUAAUUAAUAUACUA
Messenger RNA from Cyphomyrmex costatus, 1105 nucleotides. RefSeq lists its product as uncharacterized. Lineage: Eukaryota; Metazoa; Arthropoda; Insecta; Hymenoptera; Formicidae. The transcript has 5 exons. The coding region runs from base 193 to 792 and encodes 199 amino acids. The record is from RefSeq and is a predicted model, not a curated record.